This is a messenger RNA of Trachemys scripta elegans, 4882 nucleotides long. RefSeq names its product DnaJ heat shock protein family (Hsp40) member B5 (gene DNAJB5). The record is from RefSeq and is a predicted model, not a curated record. Gene Ontology annotation, molecular function: protein-folding chaperone binding. Lineage: Eukaryota; Metazoa; Chordata; Testudines; Emydidae. Gene Ontology annotation, cellular component: cytosol. Gene Ontology annotation, biological process: negative regulation of transcription by RNA polymerase II. The transcript is spliced from 4 exons. The coding region runs from base 1823 to 2968 and encodes 381 amino acids.
UGAUUUAGAGGCUCUCAUUUAUUUCUGAGAUGCAAGAUGAAGAAACUUUUGUUUAGUUGCAAACCCUUGUGUUAGUUCGGGUCUGCCUUUCUGUUGUCUGUCUUGGAUUCCUUAGGUGCAUCUGGGUCUUUGCCUGUCCUGCCUUGCUGAUCAGUGUGUAAUCGGUGUCCUUUUUGUUUUCAUGAAAUAACAAUCGUUCAGUGAGCGUGAAAUUGUCCCUAGUUCUAAAGAGCUGGCUGGUCUGGGUUUCUCUAGAAUUCAGCAGUUUGUGUUAGAUUGUUUGAAGGGGACAGAACAUCGCACAUUGUUUGAGGGGGGUUGUUGGUGGCUGUGUUUUUUUGUUUUUUGUUUUGCUAACUUGCAAAUCUCUCUGGGCAUUUUAUAUCUAAAUGUACUCCAUCUGUGACCUUCAAUGCUUGAGUGCGUGUUGCAGUCCUGUGUUAGUGUGGAGUUAACAACAGAAGAAAGUAAGGGAUUUGCUGAUGGCAAUGACUUAAUUUCAGAAGCAGUAUUUUCUCAGGUGAGGCAUGAAGCAGCGCUCUGCUAGUGCUAUGUUACUGUGCAGCGAGCCCGGACUGUCUCUGUUAAAUGAGUGAUAUGCUGUACAAUCAGAACUACCUUUGCUGUUUUGUUGUGAAGUUACCCAUUGUUUAUUACCCUGCCGUUGGUCUUUUAUCAGGUGAAUGACAGUGGUAGCCUGCAGUGAGAGCAAUAAACAUAUGCAUGAAGGUGACUUUUCAGACUCUGCGAUAUCCAGUCUGAAAGAAGCAUCCAUCAGAUGCCUCAGUGAUGGGAGCAUUAGAAAUUUGGGAGAGUCCCUCUGUUUGAAAAUGCAGUGUUCACAAGCCCCUUUCUGCUCAGGAGAGAAGGGGCAGAGCAGUGAAUACAGCCUGCAGGCAGGAAACAGACAUACACUGAGCCUGGGGUCUUAAAGGGGAGGACAGGGAGGUCCAAAAUGGUUAAUGUUACUUUUUUCUGACUUAGGAAGUGUCGCUGUCCUAGUUUUCUCUGUCUCUGGUUUGUCCGUGGGGUAAAGUGCCACUGACACAAUUGAGACGUCAAACAAGUAAUUUCUGGUGAAGCCAGGGGAUGGUGUAUUCCCCGCUCUAAUUACAUCCAUCCUCUUACCUGCUUAACUGCAGUAGGUGGCUGCAUUAGAGAAGAUAAAGGUAACUAACCGACUCCGGGGUAGAGCAGUGUUGCUGCAAUUCCAGAGGCACCUCAUCCUUUCUGACACCACGUUUAUAAAUGACAAGGACGUCCGAGCCGACUAAUAGAAGGGUCUCGCUCUGGGAAUUGUGCAUGAUGAAUUACAGCCUGAAUUAGAAGGACCAGUGCUCUUUCAGUCCAAGCAAGCAGCAAGAAACCAAUUAGGGAGAAUUACUGCUUGUCAAGUGACUUCAUUGAAUGGUUUCUUCCCCAUUCUGUAACGGGGAGGGGAUUGCUUAGUGCGGCUAGAAAGCACACAAAGGAAAGCUUUUUUCAUCAAGCAUGGAGGCUGCUUUCUGAACUGCUCAGCUCACUUGGAAGUCCUGUUUCCAGCAGUCAACCCUUCCAUCCUUCCCAUUUUAGAACUGUGUUGGCUGGUCUCAGAGCGGAGUUCAGCAUAGGUCCAGAGCCGUUCCGCUGAAUCGGAAAUGCCUCAUUCUUUACUGAGGAAUCUCUUCCAUGCUGUCAGAAUAGCAAUUGUAGAGCUGAGUGCCUUUGCGGUUGCUUAUGCUCUGAGUGAGUCAUUUGCUUCUCUUCAUCCCGUACCACCACCCAUUCCAGACCAGAAGAAGUCUUGGUAACUGUCAGCGUUGAAGAAUUUGUUGCCAGUUUGAUGUUUAAAAUAAAGUUAGAGCCUUUAAAAAUGAGUGCUUGGACACUGAAUAUGUUUCUAAAGUUUCGGAAUAAAGACUCGACUGGAGGCAACGUCGCAGUCAUGGGAAAGGAUUAUUACAAGACCUUGGGGCUCCAGUCUGGAGCAAACGAAGAUGAGAUCAAGAAAGCUUAUCGGAAAAUGGCCCUGAAGUAUCACCCUGAUAAAAACAAAGACCCCAGUGCAGAGGAGAAGUUCAAGGAGAUCGCAGAGGCCUACGAUGUCCUGAGUGAUCCCAAGAAAAGGACUGUCUAUGAUCAGUAUGGGGAAGAAGGGCUCAAAACUGGAGGCGGUUCCUCUGGCGGCUCCGGCAACACUUUCCACUACACCUUCCACGGAGACCCGCACGCUACCUUUGCUUCUUUCUUCGGCGGCUCCAAUCCCUUCGACAUCUUCUUUGCCAGCAGUCGCUCCCGGGCGUUCAAUGGCUUCGAUCAGGAAGAUAUGGAUAUCGAUGACGACGAUGACCCUUUCAACGCCUUUGGACGGUUCGGCUUCAAUGGUAUCAACGGAGUCCAUCGACGGCACCCGGAGUCUCUCCACACACGAAGGAAGGUCCAGGACCCACCCAUCGUCCACGAGCUCAGGGUCUCCCUGGAAGAAAUCUACCACGGCUCUACCAAAAGGAUGAAAAUCACCCGCCGGCGGCUGAACCCUGACGGGCGAACCACGAGGACCGAGGAUAAGAUAUUGAACAUUGUCAUUAAAAGGGGGUGGAAAGAAGGAACCAAAAUCACCUUUCCCAAAGAAGGAGAUGCCACGCCAGACAACAUCCCUGCCGAUAUCGUCUUCAUUCUCAAGGACAAGCCUCACACGCAUUUCAAGCGAGACGGCACAAACGUGGUCUACACGGCUAUGAUCAGUCUUAAAGAGGCCUUGUGCGGCUGUACUGUGAACAUUCCCACUCUCGACGGGAGGGUGAUCCCUCUGCCCUGCAACGACAUCAUCAAGCCUGGCACCGUGAAGAGACUGCGAGGGGAAGGGCUGCCCUUCCCAAAGGUCCCCACCCAGCGGGGAGACUUGAUUGUAGAGUUCAAAGUCCGCUUCCCAGACAAAAUAGCUCCACAGACGAGACAGAUCCUCAAACAGCACCUGCCGUGCUCCUAGAGCCCCGGGACGUUCUGCCAGCAGCAAUACUUCUAACACACGUGCCACAGCAUCUGAGCUGCACAAAGCGGAGGUGCCCGAUCACACUCAAAUGCAAAAAACCCACGCUCCUUUCCACACGGUCCUGUUAGCCCCAGCCCUAUCGCCUGCCCUUUGUCGGUCUCUGUUAUACUCUCGCCGUGUGGGAUUCAGGAGCUCAAACUCCUGGCUAACUUCUGGCUCUCUGGGCUGGGCGCCUUUUCCUAGAGGUCUAGCUUUUCUGCCUGGCACAAGCAAGUGGGCCUGGGCUGUGGGCCCAAGGAGUUUUAUCAGCUGGUGGUUUUCACAUCGCACGCUUUGAAGUCAGCUUCCUGGCUAGAGGAUGAAUUUGCGUUUCCUGAAAAGCGCAGAGAUUCCACCCCGUGUACAUAGGACUCGGAAGGGUUAGUGUUCGCUUCACCUUUCUGAAGCUUGCUGCUGGUGGGUUCCAUUAGUACCAAGAAUCCAAACAAAUUCCAUGAGCGUGCACGGCACAGGCACGGUUUGUCUACACCAUGGCCACCACAGCGGAACUGUUUCGAACGCGGAACCACGGUACCUGGGGGCCAUGCUACUGUGCCAGGAUUACAACGGAUUAUCUUCCAUGCUGAAUGCAAACCCUGAGCUGCAAGACACCUGGUCUCAGACCCUUCUUAAAACCUAAGCGUCCCGGCUUUAUCGGUUCAGAGCAUGUAAGACAGGUGGGAAUGGAGUUGGGCCAGCAUCCUCCUAUCGGGGUGUUGUUGGCAUGCCAAAAAUGUCCGGUAGUAAAGGGAGGGCAGGGGGCCCAGGAUGCGAGCUUUCUUGUUCAGGUGUGUGGAGUUUGCAUUGCUGCUUUUAUAUAUAACCCCAUAAGGGUUUUUUCUGGAGUGGUUCAUCCCAGCUCUUUUGGGGAUCAAUUCAGCCAUAUGAACAUCACGUCUGUGAGAACGUAAUCCGUGUGUAGCAGAAGUGUAGGUGUAAAAGCAGAGUCAAGUGUGAGUGGAGCUGAGGUUUGUUUUGCUGGCGUUUGAGUUACGCUGUAGGGAUUUAGCAGCAAGAAGAUUGUGCAUGUAGAUAUUUUCCUGCAGGGCAGAUGGAAUUCAGGACGCGUUUCGGGGAGGAGCAGGAGGGAAUCUGCUUGGGUGGCUUUGUUUUUAAAUGCUGUAUUUUUUUAAACUUGGAUUUCCAUUGGGAGAAUUUUUAUAUUUCUUACCUACGUCAGCCUAUCUUGCCAAUAUCUCUGGGGCCGGGUUCUUCCGACAAUGACGCAUAUUUAACCUGCCUUUGGGCCGGUUCAGAAGCUGAUCCUCCAAAGAGGCACGGUGUUUCUAGUCAAGCAGACGGCCAUUGCCCUAGGAGUCCUCUGGACUUGAACUGAGAGGGUUUCUCUGGGCUCCUUCCCUGUGCCUAGGCCUCUGACGAGCCAGGCCUUGUCAGAGCACCUUGGGAAUCUUGCAUUGGUAAGUUUGAGCUGACUUUAAGCUAACUUGGUUUUAACUGAGGUAUUCUGGAGUGUCCAUUGAUACUCUGCUGUGGGACGUACACCCCAGUCCGCUAUGUACAGAUGUACAGUGUGUAACGUGUAGGGGGAAGGGAAUCCAGGGCAAAGACAUCGUUCUGGAGAGGGGGAAACUGUCACGCAGCGCUUAAUUUAUAAACCCGUUGGAAUGGUUACGAUGAUGCCUUGUCCCUCCGAUGUUGCGUGUUCGGUUAUAAAAACAGAAAAGCUGUUCAGAUAACCGUGCCGGGGGAGAGGAGCCGGGAGCAGCAGUCCAGGCUGGGAGCUGCUUUGUUUGUCUCAGUUUCAAUGAGAUCCUGAAUGUUUUAUAGUGGGGUCUUUUUUGUAUUUUUCUGUUCUUUUUUUUUUUUUUUGUAAUGUCAGUAUUGAGAAAAAUAAAGUAUUUUAAAAAUAAA